CGUAAAGACUCUAGCAAAGCGCCGGUGGGCUGCCAGAUUGGGCUGCCCAAGAAGGCGUCGUUGGCGCCUCGUGGACGCAAGGAACUUUCCCGGGAGCCGCCCGGCGCCCCCGCCCAUCGCUCCGGCAGGCAUUAUGGCCAGCGACCCCCGCUACAAGCUCGCCCGCCUGGCCGAGGCCCACGGCAUCCUGCAGAGGGACCACGCGACCGCGCUCGAGCGCACGAAUAGCGCCGAGGCGGCCCAGCGCAAACUAGAGUCGGCGGUGGAGGCAAGAGACAUACGAAUAGAGGAGCUCGAGGACGCCCUCACGACGCUGUCCGCGCAAGCGCGGGCCUUCGAAGCUUCAGCAAAAGAACAGCGGGCCAAGGCGGAAGGUCGCGUCGCGAACGAAACUCUCGAAGCGGAGCGGCAGGCUCGGUUAAGCGCCGAGGACCAGAGGAGGGAGGCGGCCGACGCGCUGGCCCGAGCGGGCGCCGAAUGUGCCGCGGCCGUCGCGAGCGCGGGCGCGGCCGCCGAGGCGGCGCGCGCCGAGGCCAUGAAAUUACAGAGACGGGCCGACCACGAGCGGAGUGAAUUGAACGAGAAAUUGCGCGAGUUGGAACUGCGCGCCGAGGCUUCCGAAAGACGAGAAGCGCAAUACUGUCGGGACGCGGCGGCGCAGAAGAAAAGACGGGAGAAGGCCGAGGCCGCGCUGUCGAAGCUGAACGGGCAGAGUGGAGAGGCCGAGGCCAAGGCGCUACAAGCAAAGCGGCUCGCCGACCAGUUUCGCAAGGCCGCCGACGAAGCUAAAAAAGCAGCAGAGGAGCGCGACGCGGCCGCUGCUUUGGAACAGCGGAAGAAGAUGGGCCUGGCCGAGCGGUUGCGGCUCGCCGUUGCUGCCGCUGAAUUGUCCAACAAGGAGGCAUCAUUGAGACUGAGCGCGUCCGAGGCGCGCGUUGCUGAACUCGAGAGGCGGAACGCGGAACUUGCCGAGGAAGUCGCCCGUCUUACUGAGGAGAUGGAGGCGCUGCGGGCCCUGCCGCGGGGCCCGCGCUUCCAGCAGUUCGUCAAGCUCAAGGAGAACAAUAUUCAAUUGAAAGAGCGACUAGAGACCCACGGCAUCGCCGCGUCGCCGCCGCCCGUGCCGUCGCGGCGGCGGAAGCCCGGCAAGCUUGAUCAGAGGCGGAAAUCGUCGGCCCAAACGCAGGCCAUGCUCGACAUGAUAAGUUAGUUUACAG
Messenger RNA from Pelagomonas calceolata, 1217 nucleotides. The record is from the annotation of a GenBank genome assembly. Lineage: Eukaryota; Pelagophyceae; Pelagomonadales; Pelagomonadaceae.